CACGGGGAGUUAAUCCAUGGUAGUACGUUCUGCGCUGCUGAGCUCGGGCACAUCAUGGUGUCUCUGGAUGGACCGGAGUGUUCCUGUGGGAAUCACGGCUGCGUCGAGGCCUACGCAUCCGGGUUAGCGCUGCAGCAAGAGGCGAAGAGGCUGCACGAUGAGGAUAUGCUGCUGGUGGAGGGAAUGAGUUUGAACAACAAGGAACAAGUGAACGCAUCGCAUCUCAUCCAGGCUGCUCGCCUCGGAAACAGUAAAGCAGAGGGAGUGCUCCGGACAGCGAGUACAGCUCUCGGUGUUGCGGUCGUGAACAUCCUGCACACAGUAAACCCGUCUCUGGUGGUUCUGUCUGGUGUUCUGUCUCAGUACUACAAGAGUCCUGUCACAAACUUCAUCAAGCAGCGCGCCCUCUCCUCCACCAGGGAAGUGAAGGUCAUGGUCUCUGACCUUGACAGCCCCGCCCUGCUGGGUGCCGCCAGCAUGGUCCUAGACUACACCACACGCCGCACCUACUGAGAUGCCACGUACCAACACCAAGGGCCAAUCAGACUCAGUGUUUCGUGAAACUUGUGUAUUUGGGAUCAAACCAUUGAGAAGCAGUUGGAAUAGCUGCUCUGGGACUCUGGGCCAAGUCAGGCUGUAAGCCUUGGAGUGUCUCUUCUGAUUGGCUGUGAGCCUUGUAACUUUUCGAUGAGCCUCUGAUGUGUUUUGAGACUUGGCACAAAACCGGUCACAUGUGACACCCUGGAGCCCAUCAGACGCCGCCUACUGAGACAAAAGACCAAUCAGAAUCCUCGCACUUUUUUAAAUUGCUUUCUCUGUUGGUGGUUUUUGUUGUAUUUACUUUUUGUAAUCAUUUGUGCUUGGCUCUGACCCCCCGGCCUUCUCUUGUCGGUGCCUUAACAGUGUUUGCGAUCAAAGAGGAAGGGAACUUUCAUGCUUAGGAAUGUUUCAAGCAGAACAGCUAUGGUGAUCAGUUAGCAUGUGCUAACCGACGCUAGCUUUCAAGAGUUUGUAACAAAUCUAAACGAUGGACGCUUUCUUGUCUCUCGGUUAUGUUUUCCUGGUCUGAUUGACGUUUGUUUCUCAUCACACGACUCAUUCAAAGCUCUGACGAACAGCUUUACAGUAUGUUGAAGAAAGAUGAUGUUACUUCAUCAGUGGGAAUCCUGAGGCUGUGUUCCAGUUCCGUUUCAAACUUUCCCUUGGUUGAGUCCAUUUAGCUGUAUUAAUGUUCUGUUUUUUUAUUACUCGAAGAGAAUGUAAUGAGCGUGUGUAUGAAAAACAGAACUGAAACUCGGCUGCGACUUACUGACGUGCACCAGUGACUUUGGCGGCGAGGGGGUGGCGCUCCCCGUAAAUUCCCAGCUCUUAGUGUUUUGCUUUGCAUCGCAUCAUGACACUGUGCAGUAUUUAGCUUAAUGUACGCUAGCUUUCAGGCAAAUGUCACUGUUGAUUUAUGUAAAACUCAGUAUUUUAUGCUAAUAGCUAUUGAGUUGACGACAUGUUUUUCUGUUGGCUGAUUUUUAGACUGAAAUUGAGCCCGGCCUGUGUUUGCUCAGCUACGCCCAUUAGUCCAUGAGCAUAUAAGUGGUUAAUCCAAUCAGAGGCAAAUUGUUUGUUGUCAGACCGUUGCAUUAAACAGGUUUCCACCAUCA
Molecule: messenger RNA, 1655 nt
Organism: Neoarius graeffei (lesser salmon catfish)
Lineage: Eukaryota; Metazoa; Chordata; Actinopteri; Siluriformes; Ariidae
Product: bifunctional UDP-N-acetylglucosamine 2-epimerase/N-acetylmannosamine kinase-like
Exons: 3
Coding region: 55-513 (152 amino acids)
Molecular function (GO): N-acylmannosamine kinase activity; UDP-N-acetylglucosamine 2-epimerase activity
Source: RefSeq, a predicted model, not a curated record